Caenorhabditis angaria is the source of this 822-nucleotide messenger RNA. The record is from the annotation of a GenBank genome assembly. NCBI's taxonomy places the organism in Eukaryota, Metazoa, Nematoda, Chromadorea, Rhabditida, Rhabditidae.
AUGAGCGGUUUUCGAGUUGAGGAUUUAUUAUCGGAUCGCGAAAAAGAGUCAGAUGAGUCAACAAGCAAGUCUUCAAAUGGUUAGGUUUUUGUUAUUUUUUUUGUUGGAAUUGUACCCUAAAAACUUUAGCAAGUCUGAAAAAAAUAAAAACAGUGAAAAUUUUUAAUUUUAAACAAUGAUUACUGUACAACUUACAAGGUUCAAGGCACCCAAAGACCCAAGUCUGUCUUCAGAAUUCAAAAAUCUGAAAAAUCUAAAUAUCCGAAUUUUUUCCAGACCCAUCAUCCGCCAUCAAAACCACUCGUCGCCACAAAAUCCGUCGAGCUCGAACAGCUUUCACUUUCGAUCAACUUGUCACACUUGAAAACAAGUUCAAAUCUUCAAGAUAUCUCAGCGUUUGUGAACGUCUCAAUCUUGCUAUCCAACUUCAACUCAGCGAAACUCAAGUCAAAAUCUGGUUUCAAAAUCGACGCACCAAAUGGAAGAAGCACAAUCCUGGACAAGAUGCAAAUGCACCAUGUACACCACCGAGUUCGGAUGAGAUGACGAAUCAAACAUCGAAUAUUUUGACGCCACAAGUUACCACUUUUGCACCACUGGUGAGUUGGAUUUUGGGAAAGGAAAGGAAAGGAAAAUACUGUGGAAAUUUUGAAUUACUUUAAAUUACCCUGAAUUAUAUUGCGGAAAACAAUUCCUGAUGUUGGUCCAAAAAAUUUCAAGGUUUCAUUUCAGGUCCCAAUCCAUCUUAUGCCUCAAAUAAUGCCCCAACUCGACCUCUACAAACUCAACGCACUCUUCCUACAACAACAAAAACUCUCAUAG